GUGAAACUUUACCGAUUUGAAAUCUGACUCAGUUUGACAACGACAUCAUAGAUGGCGCAAGGAAACAAAUUCUGGCGCACUUUUUCAAAUUUUUAAAUUAAAAUAUACUUUUUUCAUAUCAGUGAUAAAUAAGCAUUUGAAAAAAUGAUAAUUUUAGUUGGUUACAUGCCGCAACUAUAAAUACAUUGUUUUUGUACAAAUAAUUGGUUACCAGGGCUAAUAAAAAAGUAAGUUUUGUCGAUAUUCGCUCAGCAACUGUUGAAAAUGGACGAACUAAAAGACCGUAGCAUUCAUCACACAACUAUAAAAAUAUGCGACGAUUUGCGAAAUUCAAAUCAAUACCAAAAUUUAUACGAGGACAUACAGAAAUUAGUUUCCACUUCCUCGGUUCGCUUGGACGAUUUCAAAAGCACCCUCUUGCGAGCAAUGCAAGAAACAGGUUUAGAAGCUGACCUGAGAAAUAAAAUAUACCGAUGGGUCAAGACCAAGAAAAAAGAGUCAAACCCUUACGAUGCGUUUUUUAGAAAGGCCCAAAUCCAUUGGGACAAAAGAAUCCACAAGUCCCUAAACUCGAUGAGCAGCGAAUUGGGCAUCAGCCUCGCCAAGUCGAGAGGCAACAGCGAAAAAGAAGAACUGUUGAGCAAAUGGAACGAACUGAGCAAUUUUGAGACAGACAUUCACAAAUACAGGCCUGUAUACGCACCCAAAGACUUUUUGGAGGUCCUGUUGGCGCUCAAAGGACCCUCGAAGGAACGCGACUGUCACAAGUGGGAGUUUGCGCAGUUGCCUUUAAAAGUCAAAAACUUAUCAGAACUGCGCAACGUCUACGUGGAAAUUUCCAGAGGCGAUCAGAUUUUGAACAGCAACAGUUUGUCGAAUAAUAAUCAGAAUUUCGCUAUUUUCGAGGCCGAGCGGGUGGCUUUGGGCGAGAAAAUUCUGGCUAAAAAUUACGCGCCGUUGGCGCAAGAGUACUUGAAAAGGGGUUGUCCUAAGGGUCUGAGGGCGAGAUUGUGGACUUUGUUAUUGGGAGCCGAAGUCAAAUCUCCGCAAAUCAAUUACUUUGAGACACUAAAACACAAUGUUCUGCAUUACGAUCUCAUGAUUGACAAGCUGAUAAUCAAGGAUAUCAAUUUGACUGCUUCGAAUGACGAUCAGUAUUUUGUUUUCGAAGAUGUUCUAUAUCAGGUAAUGUUAUGUUUUUCAAGAGACUCAGAGAUUUUAAAACAAUUACCGAAUCAACCCGCCUUUAUGCAAGUAGUCCUCAAAGGCAGACCUAAUACCACGGAAAAUACCCUGGUUUUCCCGCCAAGUGGCGUAAUACCUUUCCAUGGCUUCACCAUGUACGCCGCUCCAUUUUGCUACCUCUUCAACAACUCGACCGAGCUCUAUUUCGUAUUCAGAGCUUUUUACUUGAGGUACUGGCACCGACUGCACAGAGUCUGCGCCAGCUCUCAAGGCAUCGUCGCCCUCUGUCUUCAAUUCGAGAAGCUCUUGCAGUGCUAUGAGCCGAGCUUGUGGAACCACUUUAAAAAAUGCCGAAUACAUCCUCUUAGGGUGGUCAUUAAAUGGAUCAUGCGUGCCUUUAGCGGCCAUCUGCCGCCCGAGCAGCUGCUCGCCUUGUGGGACUCGAUUCUCGCCUACGAUUCGCUGGAAAUCGUGCCCCUAUUGGCCGUUGUGAUUGUGGUUUUUCGUAAGGACAACCUGAUGAAAGUCAACACGCUGGCUAACAUCGAAGCGGUCUUGGCCGAUCUAAGUUCCAUCGCUGUCGUGCCUCUACUACAGAUGGCGUUGAUGAAAGAUGGUACCGCUUAGUAGUUGAAGAUGAUGUUUGGCCACGAUUUUAUUAAAGAUUUUCUACUGAAAAGUGUUUUUUUUUUUUGUUUGUUUGGCAAGAGUGCCUGAUCUUCGUGAUACCUGUCAACGUGUUUAGUCUCUAUUAGGCUUUUGCAAAAUAAUAUUAUAGGUGGAAUUGUGUAACGGAUAGAGAUCGGUAUCGAUAUCGCUAUGACGUUGUCUUCUUCUCUCUUUUUGAAAUCGAUGGGGACGUCGUCAAUAUAGAUAUACAGGGUGUCCC
Ceutorhynchus assimilis (cabbage seed weevil) is the source of this 2074-nucleotide messenger RNA. Lineage: Eukaryota; Metazoa; Arthropoda; Insecta; Coleoptera; Curculionidae. The record is from the annotation of a GenBank genome assembly.